GCAAGAUCUAACUUGGUUGAACACAGAAACACAACUCAAUUCCCAGUAUGCACUCAAUCCCCACAGCUGACACUACACCGUAUCUAACUAUCAUGUGUCUGAAGCCAUGCAGUUCUCCGGCUUCUCUGGCGCACUUGGCGCAAUGUCACUCCUGUUUAGCAUCGCUGAGGCAGGGUGCACUGAAGUUGGCUCCGGCGAUGGAAACAACCCACUAAGAUGCACAUCAUACUCCAUCCCGAGAGACAUCGGCACUAGCGUCACCGUCGGCUUGCAAACCCUCUCGAUCGGCAGGACGAAUCCAACCCAAAAGACUUACGAGAAGGAGUUUUUCUUCUACGAUAUGAAGAACGAGGUCAACUACCAGGUGAACUUUGCUGUGCAGUUUUGGAACCCAACGACCAACAAGAACGCAUGGAAAACAUACAGCUUGGCAGCAGGAGAGAAGUGCAACAUCAGCUUUCAAUCAACUUUACAGAAUGUCAAGCUCACUUGCUAA
This is a messenger RNA of Colletotrichum scovillei, 496 nucleotides long. RefSeq lists its product as uncharacterized. Bases 107 to 496 code for a protein of 129 amino acids. The record is from RefSeq and is a predicted model, not a curated record. The transcript is spliced from 2 exons. Lineage: Eukaryota; Fungi; Ascomycota; Sordariomycetes; Glomerellales; Glomerellaceae.